GUAAAAAAUAAACGUGGAAAUAACAUUUGUCUUCUAGGGACAACGGAACUAGCCCCGCCUUCCGGCGCGCGGCGCUAGAGGGGAGGUGGUGGCGCAUGCGCAGUCAGAGUGGCACCCCCCACGUGUAUUAGCUGUGGGUGUGCGGCGCUCUGGACUCACUGGACGGCGAGCGGGAGGGACUCGGUGCGCCAUGGCAGGGAAAGCAUUUAGGAAGUUUCUUCCCCUGUUUGACCGUGUUCUGGUUGAAAGAUGUGCAGCUGAGACUGUAACCAAAGGAGGCAUCAUGCUUCCGGAAAAAUCUCAAGGAAAAGUGCUACAAGCAACAGUAGUGGCAGUUGGAUCAGGAUCCAAAGGAAAGGAUUUUUACAAUUGGCCUGAUGAAUCUUUUGAAGAAAUGGAUAGCACACUAGCUGUUCAACAGUAUAUCCAACAAAACAUAAGGGCAGACUGUUCUAACAUUGACAAAAUCCUGGAACCUCCUGAAGGACAGGAUGAAGGUGUAUGGAAGUAUGAACAUUUACGACAAUUCUGUCUCGAGCUCAAUGGACUUGCUGUCAAGCUUCAGAGUGAAUGCCACCCAGAUACAUGCACUCAGAUGACAGCAACUGAACAAUGGAUUUUUCUUUGUGCAGCCCAUAAAACUCCCAAAGAGUGUCCUGCUAUAGACUACACCAGGCACACGCUUGAUGGAGCUGCAUGUCUUCUGAAUAGCAAUAAAUAUUUCCCCAGCAGAGUUAGCAUAAAGGAAUCCUCUGUAGCCAAACUAGGAUCAGUGUGCCGUAGGAUUUACAGAAUAUUUUCCCAUGCGUAUUUUCAUCAUCGGCAGAUAUUUGAUGAAUAUGAAAAUGAAACCUUUUUGUGUCACCGGUUCACUAAAUUUGUGAUGAAAUAUAAUUUGAUGUCCAAGGAUAACCUGAUUGUACCAAUUUUGGAAGAGGAGGUGCAGAAUUCAGUGUCUGGGGAAAGUGAGGCAUGAUGGGAAUUGUGGUACAGAAAGCAACUGUACUGAACACACAAUUGACAUUAUGUACUGUAUAUAUCAUUUUAGACACUUCAAUCAUGUAUCCUUAUUAUAGCUUUGUUUAGUAUACUUUUUUGUAUGCUGUGUGCAUUGCCUUUUAAUAUGGGAAAUACUUUAAGUUAUUCAUGAACUGUAUAUUCAUCAAUGUGGCACUCAUGGUUUUUAAAUAAAAUUAGUAUUAUCUGUUUAUAAUACCUGUUAAUAAAAGAAUUACAGUUGUGUAAAAUUGCUGCUAAACAAUCAUUGGAUCACAAUCCUCAAAUGUGUCUGAUUAAAAAAGAUAAGUGAGACUAAGGUUUCACACAAGCCAUUUUCUAAUGAAAUAGUAAUGUUAGCCUUAGUUCUGAGUUUAAUACGUACCUUAAAUUUAGAAUCCUGCAGGAAGGUCCUUGUAAUGUAGCUUAUUCCUAAUUUUAGCUCUUACUUUUUUUCAAAGAAUUCAUUUAUUUCUAAGUUUUACUUCUGCUUUUGGGCGUGCGUAUAUAGUAUUAACUAUUCUUGUAUGUGUAUAUUCAAAUAUUAAACACAACUACAGUAUUAGUAAUACCAAAAGGAUAACUUUACUAUGCUACUAAAAGUAUAUUUUUGAUCUGUAUGAGAGAUAGUUGUGUACUUUCUGGACUUGCCUUUCUGUAACAGUGGAGGCCUGUCUACAUCAUGGAAGUGAUGUGUUGAGUCUUAAGGAAAGGAAAGAUUAUUUUUUCUUAUGAAAAUCCUCCACUUUCGUUCCUCCCAUGACUUCUCAAAAGAAUAGCAGUGGCUGAAAAUAACUUUUCCUCUUGGCUAUAGUAAGGUACUUAGUGGUUUUAUACCUGUGCAUAUCUAUAAUAACUGCUUACAGAUUAUACCUCAGUGUUCAUAUUACACUACAGAACAAUGUACUAGCAUAGUCUUGUUUAUAGUCUUAGUACAAAAAUUGAAUUCUAGCCUUGCAAUACUUUGAUUCAUGUGGAGAGUAUGAUUAAUAAUGUGCUUUCAUCCAUUCACCUGGAUUGUAUCCACUCUGAGGUGAAAUACAUCCAUAGUUGGAGUUGUUUGCAGAUUUGCAAUAACUCACAAGUUCCAUGAGUGCUGCUUAAUGGUGUUGAACUGUCCAGAAUUUGAUUAGAAUUAAAUGUUUUAAAGACUAUUCUAGCAGACUUAUUGUUAAUGGUGUACAUAAAUGAAGAGAGUCUAAAAGCACUAGCAGUGUUCUUAUAUUAAAUGGAGCUUGCCUAGAUAAAGUAAGUUUUGUGGCUUCUUCACAUAGUAGAGGGCCUGUUUAUGUAUUGAAACAGGUUAAAGUGUUGGCCUUAGUGGGCCAAGCCAUUUAUCUAAAUGAUACUUCCUCUUGAAGGUAUGCUUACCUGGGAAUGAGAGCUAAUUUAUUUUUAAAUAGUAAUUUCUUCAAAAUAUACUGAACAUGCCUUAAGUAGUUAAAUACAAAAUAUUACAAGUCAAGUAUACCCUAAGCAUUUAAACAAUGAGAACCUGGAGAGAUAAAGGUCUUAAAUUGCUUAUACAGUGCUGCCUUCUUGGGCACAGAUUUUUGUGUGUGUUCAUUUUUAAAAUUGUAUUUAUUGGUCAGCAGGGUCACUGCAUCAGAUGCAGUCUUAGUGACUAGCUUUAGCUAUUGUGUUUGCACACUUGAGGUUUAUCUUCUACAGGUCAGAUGACUUGAUUUGAUAUCUUUAAAUCUCUCCUGAGGGUAGAGGAUUACACUUUGGAGGUAAUAAGAUGUAUUUAGCUUUGUAGUAAUCUGCUGUUGCAAGAUAGACCCUAGUACAUUUCUGUUGUACAGCCACUUUAACAAACUUAUAUUGGCCUGGGACAGGCAAAAAGCUGGUGCUCUUCACUAUUAAACAUUUUUGGUAAAAUUGAAGAUAGUGGAGCAGUGCUCAGAACUUCAUUAAAAUCUUAAACUUCUCUCUUCCCCUUCUCUCAUGCUUUGAGUUCUAGUAAAAGCCUCCAGAACUGUUAAUCUUGUUUGUUCUCAUUCACAUAAUUAAUAUUAUGUCAUACUGUAAAGCUGCCUCAGUGAAACACUGCUUAUAUUUUCCUUGCUACUAUUUACGUGAGUGGUACCAUAAAACUUCACUUAGCCUAAGCAAACCAUUGAUUUGUUCAGUAAAUAUUUUUCCCUGAACGAUCUGUGUCUCUUCUGAUUCAUGGUUUGAUUUGUAUUACUUAGCCACAGUAAUUCUGCUAGUCAACAUUAAACAGAUACUAAGAGAUUUUAAUUCAAAAUGUCAUGCCAAUUGUUUGUUUGGACAAAGCAAAUCAGUAUUGAAAAUCAAAAUUCCAACUACCGCUUCCAUUCUGUGGACUAAGCAGCUGGGAAUUAUUAAAACAGCAACCUGACUCCUCUUUGCUCAGAAGAGCAAGUGUAUUAAAUAUAAAUAAAAUGUAACUAGUGUUUGAGAGAGAGUUUAGAAAUCUAACCAAACUCCUGCUUUGUUUUAUGCAUCAUAAAUUGUUAAAGGGAAAAAUAUAAGAGAUUUAAUCUUCUCCUGAGUGGUAUAAACUACUGUGGUCUAAGUAAGCCAAAACUUCGUCAGUUUUAGCCAAACAUAAUUAAGAAAAACUGAUAGCUGAAUUGGUGUAGUUGCCUCUAAGGCUGGGUCUACACUACCCGCCUGAAUCGGCGGGUAGAAAUCGACCUCUCGGGGAUCGAUUUAUCGCGUCCCAUCAGGACGCGACAAUCGAUCCCCGAAUCGACGCUCUUACUCCACCAGCGGAGGUGGGAGUAAGCGCCGUCGACUGGAAGCCACAGAGGUUGAUUUUGCUGCCGUCCUCACAGCGGGGUAAGUCGGCUGCGAUACGUCGAAUUCAGCUACGCUAUUCACGUAGCUGAAUUUGCGUAUCUUAAAUCGACUCCCCCCUGUAGUGUAGAUGUAGCCUUACACUAAGAAACUCCCAGUCACAAAUACAAAAACGAUCUCAACUUUACAAAGAAGCCACUAAAAAUCUGGUUAUGUAUGUAGCACCUGAACUGCAGGAGGUGUUGGGAUUUUUUUUUUUUUUUUUACACUUGCUGAGGUAUUUGUCAUAAACUGUUGUAGUGAGAAUGAAUCAGUUAUAUCUAUGUGAUGGACACAGUAGACCAGGGGUAGGCAACCUAUGGCACGUGUGCCGAAGGUGGCACAUGAGCUGAUUUUCAGUGGCACUCACACUGCCCGGGUCCUGGCCACUGGUCCGGGGGGGGGGCUCUGCAUUUUAAUUUAAUUUUAAAUGAAGCUUCUUAAACAUCUUAAAAACCUUAUUUAUUUUACAUACAAUAGUUUAGUUAUAUAUUAUAAACUUCUAGAAAGAGACCUUCUAAAAAUGUUAACAUAUUAUUGGCAUGCGAAACCUUAAAUUAGAGUGAAUAAAUGAAGACUUGGCACACCACUUAGGUUGCUAACCCCUGCAGUAGACUAUUGUAUUUAGACACACACAUUACCAGAAGCAGUGAGAAAUUGUAUAUGUGGACAGGAAAUAACUUAGGAAUUGGAAAGUGUAAGGUCUUGAGACGCUUAUGAACAGUAUAAUUAUAUCCCAAAACUCCACUUUUAAUAGUUUUUAGUGUAUUUCUGUUAUGGUGUACAGACAAGGUACCCAUUUGUAGCUCACAGAUGUCAAGUCAAAUUCCUGUUUUGAUGCUGUGUAAUCAAAUUAGUUACUUCAUUUUUGUUUGGAGAAUUAAUCCAUGUGCCAGUAAAUAAUUCAAGCUUGAUUCUUAAUACUAUUUCAGUAAUUUUGUAAAUACUGAACUAGUUCACGUAAGAGAACAUAUGUUGUAUAGCUGGUGAAGAUAUAAAUUGCACAAACAGGGAUACUGGAGUAUGAAUAUGAAAAAUAAGUGACUUGCCGCUAGGCUUAGUUUUCCUGACUAGGUUUGUAAAGCAACAAGAACUCGGUCUCUCAUAUUGAGAAAGAUGCUGUUUCUAGUAUUUAUAAGGAGUGGGUAUUCUCUUAAUGCAAUUGUCCCUUUUGGAAUCUAUCGCUUCAUCCAACGCCAAGAAUUUUCUAGUAUAUUUUUUCACUUUAGUGCAUGCAUGGCUGUAAGUCUCCUUACUUACAUGUGAAUGAACAUUAAAAUGCAAUAAGAAGCUAUUUAAAUGUGCCUAAUAAGUAUUCUCAAAAGGUAUUGCAUAGAUCCUACUCCUCAACCAAUACAGCUUCAGUUUUUCAAGGACAAUUAGACUUCUAGCUACAUGUGGUUGCAAACCACAAAGCUCUUUUUAUUCAGCAUUCUAAAGGACUCUGUAAACUUACUCAACAUAGUCAAUAAUACUGAUGAUGAGCAUUUUCCCCAUUGUUUCUGUUUGAUGUCCAAAAGCCCUCACACUAAAUGGGGGUUAAGUUUUUGUUUUAGGUACUUUUUUAAAGUUAGAGGAUAGAAGUCAGAUGCCUUUUUAUCCCACCACUGUACUCCUGUGUGACGAUGGGCAAAUCGCUUAUUUUCUGUGCCUGUUUUCCCAUCUGUAAAAUUGAGUUAAUUAUAUUCACCUCUAAACUACUUUGAGAGCUACAGCUGAAAUACUCUAUAGUAGUGCUAAGGAUGAUGAAUAUACUGAAGAUUUAGCUUAAGCCAGAGAUCAGGUUUGCUUGCAUAGGCCCCACCUGAAUGGCAGGGUUUUGUGUUCUCAGGUGCUGGCAGCCCGAGUACCAGCCUUCUGACACAUUUCCCUUCUAAAGAUGUGCCCAUCAACCUCUGCCUCAAUUUAUUGGUGAAAUGGAAAUAAAAUCUCACCCUACCUGA
Messenger RNA from Malaclemys terrapin pileata, 5744 nucleotides. Its product is annotated as MOB-like protein phocein. Gene Ontology annotation, cellular component: cytoplasm; mitochondrial matrix. Lineage: Eukaryota; Metazoa; Chordata; Testudines; Emydidae. Gene Ontology annotation, molecular function: ATP binding; metal ion binding; protein-folding chaperone binding. The coding region runs from base 191 to 976 and encodes 261 amino acids. The transcript has 9 exons. The record is from RefSeq and is a predicted model, not a curated record.